AUGCGCGCCGGCGACCUGCCGCUGAGCGCCUGGUGGGGCGUCGCCGCGCUGACGAAGCGCGACGUGCUGGAGUUGCAACUGAUCUCCGCGGGCUCCGUCGCCGGCCUCGUCGUCGGCCCCUGGCUGCUCUACCACGGUCGCAGGGUCGACCCGCUCUACAAGUACCCCUGCAGCCUCUCCCACACGAUCCGGGGCCCGGACGUCGUCGUGCGGGGCACCUACGCGGCGUCCUACGCGGCCUACCUCGUCGCGCUGCGCGCGCUCGCGGCGCGGCGAUGCUCGCCGGGCAUGCGGACGACGUGGUGGCUCUGCGCCGUCGGCGCGCUGCACGCCGUCGUGUCCAUCCCGGACGAAGCCGACGCGAAGCGGCGCCCGCGGCUCGGCGCCGCGCGGACCGUCGUGCACUACGGCUCCGCGCUGUCGUGCGUCCUGGGCCUCGGCUACGGCUUCGCGCAGCCGCGAAGCACGCACGCGGCGCUCAAGCUGCACUACUGCGCGUCGGCGCUCGCGCUGGCCCUCGCUUUGGGCGUCUGCAACGCGUCGAGCGCCGGCGGGGGCGAGGACGCGGGCGGGCCCUACUGGAGCCGCGUGCUCUUCAUGGCGUCGGAGUACAGCGUCUUCCUCGCGGGCGCCGUCGCCAUCGGCCGGCCGCUCGUGGCUCCCUAA
Molecule: messenger RNA, 666 nt
Organism: Aureococcus anophagefferens
Lineage: Eukaryota; Pelagophyceae; Pelagomonadales; Pelagomonadaceae
Exons: 1
Coding region: 1-666 (221 amino acids)
Source: RefSeq, a predicted model, not a curated record